CUCAAGCCGACCGCCGGAGCUGUGCAUGUGGAUGAGCUACUUCCUGUGCUACGAGGACGUCCCUGAGGAGCCUGCUGAGGGGGGCGAUGGAGAGGGUAAAGGGGAGACGGUUGCUAUAGGCAACGUGGUCAGGAUGUGGUCAAUCGGUCAGUGGGUCCAAACGCAGCCUGAACCUGUGACAGACGACAUCUACGAAUGGGUGCUGUGCUGGGUUCCACAGGCUUUUGUGUCUGGGAGGAGAGGAGCCCACUGCCUGCAGUGCUACUGACUGUCUACUGGGGGCGUUGUUCUCUCAACAGAGCCCAGUGGAAAGCCCCAGUCCUGAAACAACAUAAAGAGACAAGCCACUUUUCUAGAACUAUCUUUGACCAUAACAUGUUCCCAUUGAUUAAAGGAUUUAACAUUACUUAUUGUUAGUUUUACAUUGUGUUAUGUUCGGCUAAUGUUUUCAAAUCUAAGUAACUAUUGGGAAGGACAUUAAGGACUGAACACUGAAAUAGCUCUGGUUCCAACUAGCCAGUCAUCCAUGA
Coregonus clupeaformis (lake whitefish) is the source of this 530-nucleotide messenger RNA. Its product is annotated as UPF0575 protein C19orf67 homolog. The transcript is spliced from 3 exons. The record is from RefSeq and is a predicted model, not a curated record. The coding region runs from base 26 to 268 and encodes 80 amino acids. NCBI's taxonomy places the organism in Eukaryota, Metazoa, Chordata, Actinopteri, Salmoniformes, Salmonidae.